Molecule: messenger RNA, 10658 nt
Organism: Protopterus annectens (West African lungfish)
Lineage: Eukaryota; Metazoa; Chordata; Ceratodontiformes; Protopteridae
Gene: OTOGL
Product: otogelin like
Exons: 58
Coding region: 123-9887 (3254 amino acids)
Biological process (GO): L-arabinose metabolic process
Cellular component (GO): extracellular matrix
Molecular function (GO): protein binding; alpha-L-arabinofuranosidase activity
Source: RefSeq, a predicted model, not a curated record
UUACUGCUCUCAACAACAUUCCUGCAGUUGAUUCAAAAGCAGUAUCACAAAAGACAAAAAGCUGAAACAUUCUUUCUCUUGGCAUUUGUAGGAUGCCUUCAUAGAGUGGGAUCCACCUUUGGAUGCACUGCUUACUGUAUAGAAACAGCACUGCCAUGGACAUUACAGAGAAGAAAAUGUCAUUUCCUUUGAAUGCACUACUGAUUUAUUUACUAUGCUUAACUCUCUCAGGAUUUGAUUGUGAUGCUUCGAAUCGUCAAACCUCAGUAAUAGGGGGAUUUAAUGUAGUUCGACAGAAAAGAGAUCUCAUAGCUCAGGAGGAUUUUGGAGACUUCUUUUCCGAAUCUCAGCAGCACCCCAGCAGAUUUAUGCAGACGUCUGUUCCCCCAGAAGCUCCUUGUUCUGAAGAUUGCCUUAAUGGAGGUGUGUGUACUCAGAAUGGAUCAUGCGACUGCAGUUUUCUACUGGGAGUUGGAAACAGAUGCCAGAUUGUACCCAGUGCUGACAAGGCUAAAGAUGGGAUCUGUAAAACAUGGGGACAGUACCAUUUUGAGACUUUUGAUGGCAGCUACUAUUAUUUCCCUGGACACUGUUCUUACAUUUUUGCUAAAGACUGUAGUACAGUACCUCAGUAUACAAUAUGGGUACAUAACAGCCGAGAAUGCAACGGCUCAGUAUAUGAGUGCAAACGCUCAGUCAGCAUGUUUUUUGAAAAUGAAGAAGAGAUAAAACUUGAAGGCCAUAUGGUUACAAAAGCGGGUGCAAGAUUAAAUUUGCCUCAGACAAUACAAAAUGUAUUUAUUGAAAGACUAGCUGAUUAUAUUCUAGUGAAAACUACAUUUGGAUUUUCCCUUGCUUGGGAUAGAAACUCUGGAAUUUAUAUUAAAUUAACAGAGGAACAUAAAGGAAGGACAUGCGGCCUAUGUGGAAAUUUUAAUGGGAACAGAUCUGAUGAUUUAACAACGCCAUUUGGAAUGCAAACAGAAGAUAUUGCUGUUCUUGGGAAUAGCUGGUCCAUAGUACUUCCACAAGAAGCACCCUGUGCCCAAGUUUCAUAUGAUUUUCCAAGCCCUUGUUCCAGAUUACGGCUUUCAGAUGAUGUUGUGACAAAGUGUCUUGUACUAGCCGGAUUCCCCUUUUUCUCCUGUCAUGAAAGUGUUGAUCCAUUUCCAUACAUUGCUAGUUGUAUCAAUGAUCUCUGCAUAUCUGAUGAUGAUGAAACAUACUGUCGUGCUGUAACAGAGUAUGGCAGGGCAUGCUCUCAUGCUGGCUACCCUUUGAUAGACUGGAAGGAUGACUUUCCUGCUUGCACUGACCAGUGUGAUGAUGACUUGGUGCACAGGGAUUGUAUCAGCUGCUGCCCACCAACGUGUACAUUUGAAAAAGAAUGCCUUGGAAGCAAUCUUCAUUGCCUUGAUGGUUGUUACUGCCAAGAGGGAUUGAUUAUGCAGAAUGGCACAUGCAUCCCAGUGACCAGCUGUCCAUGUAUAUACCAUGGGGUAUCCUACCCUUUAGGAACCGUUCUAGAACAGGAGUGCAGUACAUGCACUUGUACAGGUGGACUCUGGAACUGCACAGACACAAAAUGCUCAGCUGAGUGUUCCAUCACUGGGAAUUCCCAUGUUGCAACAUUUGAUGGUCGUCAUUUCACUUUUCUUGGCAACUGUCAGUAUAUUCUUGUGCAGACUGAUUCAAAGACAUUUACAAUGACAUUACAAAACAUGCAGUGUGAUCAGUACCUUGAUCAAAUAUGCAUUCAGUCAGUUUCGCUCAUUCUUGAAGAAGAUGUAACUAAUCAAAUAACAAUUACAAAAGAAGGCAAAAUCCAUAUUGGUGUUAACGAAGUUCCUCAUCUUCCAUAUGCUGAUGGAAAUUUGGAAAUUCGUGAGCUUUCAUCCUUAUUUAUACAGGUGAAGACUAUAUUUGGUUUACAGAUUCUAUCUCAGAAGGGUGGAGAGCGGCUUUAUAUUCAAGUAACCAGUGACUGGAAAGAAAGAACUAUGGGUCUGUGUGGAACCUUUAAUGGAAACUUAAGAGAUGAUUUUCUAUCUCCUGCUGGCAUGAUUGAAGGAACUCCACAGCUACAUGCAAAUGCAUGGAAGCUCUCUUCUGCCUGCAUUUCACCUGUGAAUGUUCCCAUAGCUGAUCCCUGUGACAUGAAUCAGCAAAACGCUUUGUAUGCAGCCCACUGUGAUGUCAUCAAUCAAGACCUGUUUGUCCCCUGUCAUUCCUAUGUGAGUCCUGUUUUAUACUACCACUGGUGCCACUUUGAUGCCUGUAAGUGUGGACGUUCAUGUGUCUGUACAGUUCUAGCACACUACGCUCACAUUUGUGCCAAACAUGGAAUUGUAAUCAAUUUCCGAUCACACGUUUCCUACUGUGGUGUUGUUUGCCUCCAUGGUACCCAAUAUAACACAUGUUCCACCUCCUGUGGACGUGCAUGCCGCUCUCUUUCUGCGCAAGAGGUUUGCUCUGAUGACUGUAUUGAAGGGUGCAACUGUCCAGAUGGAAAGUAUUUUGAUGAAAUAUUAAAGAUGUGUGUGUGGCCGUCUAAGUGUCAUUGUCAUUUCCUUGGUGGAGUUUAUCAACAAGGAGAGUUUGUAUUUACUCAGUCAGGUCCAUGCCAAUGUACUAAUGGAAGAAUUGUAUGUCCGGAGCCCCGUCCAGUACCAGGAAGGUGCCCAGAAGGACAAAUCUACUAUGAUUGUUUACAUCCUGUUCCUGGACUUCCUGCUGCAGGGUUAAAUUGUCAAACAACUUGUGCAAACCUCGCAAUGAAUUUAACCUGUCCACCACAAAUGCCUUGCCAGCCUGGUUGCAUCUGCCCACCAGGGUGGGCACUUCAUAAUGACAAAUGCUACAUCUUUGAUAGCUGUCCAUGUGUUUGGAAAGGUUUUGAAUACUCACCCAGUGAGAUUGUAUCUACAUCGUGUUAUAACUGUGUUUGUCAACGUGGAGUUUUCAAAUGUAUCAACUACCUUUGCCCUGCAGUGUGUACAGUUUAUGGAGACAGACACUAUCAUACUUUUGAUGGAAUGGAGUUUGAUUAUGCUAGUGAUUGCCAAGUUGUUUUAGUGAAGAGUACUGAUGACACAGAUCUGUCUGUUCAUGCUAAGAACAACCACUGCUAUGAGAAUGACAUUGUUUGCUCCAAAGAUCUUUGGAUUACAGUUGGAGACACUGAAAUGAAUUUUAUGGAUGGGUCAAGUAAACCAAUAGUAACAAGAAUACAUGGAAGAAAGUAUGAACAUCAACUGUGGAAAGCUGGAUUUUAUACAGCAGUGUAUUAUCCUGAGCUGGACAUUGUAAUCCUUUGGGAUAAGAAAACCACAUUGCAUAUUACCGUGGGUCCCAGAUGGAAGGGAAGAGUGACCGGAUUGUGUGGAAAUUUUGACAAUUAUACUUCAAAUGAUAUGACUACAUAUAACAAUAUGGAAGUGAGAAAUGCCCAAGUCUUUGGAGACAGCUGGACUUCAGGAUGGUGCAAAAGUCAAAAUGACUCCAUGAAAUCAUGUGAAGUACAUCACAGCAACUUCCCAUAUGCCAAGAAGCAAUGUGCUCUGCUCUACAGUGAUGUAUUUGCCCCAUGUCGGAAUGUGAUCGAUGUGACAUGGUUUGUUAAGAACUGUCAUUCUGAUACCUGUAAUUGUAAUCUCGGAGGAGACUGUGAGUGCUUAUGCACAAGUAUUGCUGUCUAUGCACACAAAUGCUGUCAACAGGGAGUGAAAAUUCAAUGGAGGUCUCAAAGUGUAUGCCCAUAUGACUGUGAUUACUACAACAGAGGACUUGGUGAAGGACCAUAUGUCCUAGUUAAUUAUGCGCACAGUGAACUGAGAGUAGCAGCUAAUAUUACCAGCAGGACAAUCUUCCCUUUGCCAAGAAUAAGCACAUUCAGCAAUGUUGUUUUUAACUUCAUGAUAACACCGGGCCUCUUUAAGGAUAAAAAUCAGUAUAUGCAUCUUAUCUCCUUUGAAUCUGCUGAAAGGCCUAAUUACUUCCUUUAUGUUCAGACUGAUGGAACUCUCACACUGAAACAGUGGGAGAUGAGGGCCUCAUUUAGGAAAGCUUCUACUUUUUUCCAUCAUCAGAAUCUUUGGAUUCCUGGAUAUAGUGCAUUUGAACUGUACCACAAAAAAGGAUUUUUCAUAAUGGUUACCACAUCUUCAGUAAAGGCAAUGCCAUUUGACUACUCGGAGGAGUUCCGUUGUGCAUGCAGUUUCUCCAUUGAAGGAACUAAAGCAGCUGUGCCAUACAGAAGAAUGUGUGAAUGGAGAUAUGAACCCUGUUCAAGUCCUUGUAUUAAAACAUGCCACGAUCCUGAGGGAGUUAACUGUAAAUUUUUACCUCCGGUUGAAGGCUGUUUUCCUUAUUGUCCCAAAAGCAUGAUUCUGGACGAGGUCACACUUAGAUGUGUUUACCCAGAAGACUGUGUUAAAGUGGCAACAACGCCAUCAGUGGUUUGGACCAGGCCACAAAGUACUACAAUGCAGAGCUCAAGAACUUCUCUAACAACUCAAGGCAUUAGUCCAACUCAAGAAAUAACACACAGACAAACUAGAACAAGAACAACAGCAAUUCCUAUUGUUACACAUGUAACCGAUAGACAUACAUUGUCAUCUGAAACAGGUCAAACUGCAGUGGGAACCACCACAACUGAAGUAUCAGCUUCAAUUGCAACAUUUACAACAGGGAGAACAACACUGACUUUUUCUGCUUCAGCAACACUACUCCAGACAAUGGUAAACUUGUCAUCCGUGUCAGUACUAGUAUCAUCUGCUCCUCAAAGCUCUCUAGAAACCAGAACAGUCAGAGAAACUGUUACUACACCAGUAACCUUCUCAACAACAACAUUCACAAGUGCUCCAACAUCUGUGUUAGCUUUAAGAACCAGGCAACACUUCAUGAGCAUUAAAACAUCUACAACAGCACCUUCAGGACUCAUCCAGUCCACUGCUAAAGUACCUAGAGUGAUACCUGAAGCCACACUUCCUUCACUGUUUCCUACUAGUUUACAGUCAGUGCUUAACACAUCUGUUUCUGUUGAAUUACCUGCUUCUUUUCAAACAAAUGAUUCCUUCCACACAGCAUCAUUUUUAACCUCAUCCCAUCAAACAGCUAUGUUAGAAACCACAAGUGUUCAAACAGCUACACAUGAGAUAUCUGCAAGAAGUAUAUCACUGAAAGUGAGGCCUACCUCUCAGACUGCUCCACUGCCUGUAACAACGCUGCAGUCUUCUGCAAAUGCUACUGCACUGCAGACAAAAGCAACACUACAUGAAAUUACUACUGUGAUACCAUCUGUUGAAAGUACUGCUUCUGUUUUGAGUCCACUUACACUCUCACAUUUUUUGAUGACAUCACAAGUAACUACAACAAGCUCAGUGUUCAAGAGUUCUUCAUAUCCUUUUACAAAAUCUUCAGCAUAUGUUUCGACUACUUCAGUCACACUUCCAUCAGGCAUAACAGAUCUACAAACCACAAGUAGUUUUUUAGGUCCCUCUAAAAUAUUUACUUCCUCAACUAUAAAUCAGACUCAAGUAACAUAUUCACAGACCACAAACACAACUAUAGCUACGCCUGCAUUCAGUGUAACUUCAUCUGCAUACAAAACAUCAGCUACUUCUUCAAUAGUACUAUCAAGUAAACCACCCUCAGUUCCUACUAGUGCAUAUACUACACAACUCAAAGUGGAAUCUACAAGAGAAAGUGAAAUAACUUCUCAAGUACCUGUGCAUUCUUUAAAAUCCUUAAAUGAGACCUUUUCAACACAGUCCUCAGUCACUUUAUAUACUGCUUCAGUCAGUGCAAGUUCCUAUCUUCCAUAUAAAGAAACUACGUACUGGUCAGCAACAGCUCUCCCAACACGUACAGUAACUCCAUCUGUAUUGCAUACACCAUUAGAAUCUCAGACAACAUUAGCUGCAACUUCUUCCGCAUAUGUUCCAACAUUGCAAACAUUUAUAUCGUCAGCCGCAGUUGGUACUUCAGAGACUCCUACAGUGACCAUGAAAUCUACCCAGUAUCAAAUACACUCACAGUACACACUUUCAACAUCAUUAAUACAAACCAAGGACACAUUUGAAACACUUUCUGUGACAAUGCUAAGUCCAAGCAUGACAGUGUUUUCAAAGUCUCUUAAGUUAGAAACAGCAGGUUCUUCAACAUUGGCAGAGACAUCAGUAUUUCCAGUCCCAAAAACAUCAUACACGUCUAUUAUAACUUCUAGAGUCAGUCCUUCAGUAACUGCUAUAGACAUGUAUUCCUUACAUACCUCACAGUCAUUUAAAACAUUUGCAGAAACUGAAACAACUGCAAGUUUUCUGCAAGCAAGUACUCAAACAUAUAAAGUAACUUCAGAAAUUACUGCUUCUACUUAUGCUUCAAAAUCUCAGACCUCACCUGUACAGUUUCUUUCUGAGAUACCUAAACCGACUUUCACAACUGCAAGCUCUUUUGCUACAUUGUCCUCAGUGCUUGCAAAUGUAUCGACUACAGCCAGAUAUACUACACCUUUAGAAGAACAUUCCACAAGCAUCUUAUCAAGAACACCUGAAAGUAACACUACUGUCUUUAUUCAUCAUCCAUCCUCACUUUUCCAAAUAACAACUCAGAAACAAGUUAAAUCUAGUCUUUUACCAAAAACUAUUAAAGUCACUGAAGCAACAGCAGAAUUUGGGUUUACAUCUGCACUUUCUGUAACAUCACUACAAUCUAUGUCCAAAAAAAGUACUGAAAUGAUUUUUACAAGUGAAACAUCUUCAACAAUUCAUCCAGUAUCUGUUUUGCAAACAUCAACAGCACUAUUUCCGUAUUCAUCAGCUUUUCCAACUCUUCCAGUAUCUAGAGGAAUUGUGCUGUCUGCAUCUGUAAAUGCUACAAAACCACCAGAGGUUACAGCUACAACUGCCCAAACAACUGUUGCUAGCAGACCUUUUACUUCGACUGAGUCACAGACAUCUCAGGAAACCACAAAACUAGAACUGGUCUCUGUAUUAAGUACAUCUGCUUUUUCUACCUUGUCGGUGACAUCAUCAGUUCCGCAAACUGCAGAGACACAAGUGUCACCAACAUUUGUUCCAGAAAUGACUACUGGGGGUAUGCCAAGUGAGCUGUACCAUUACUCAUUUAGUACAGAGAUGCCUACACCAGCAGUGUCACCUGUCUCACCAUGUGUGCCAAGCUAUAUGGAUCGUGUAGAUGAAUGCAGUCAGUAUAUAUGUAUUAAUAUGCAAUGGAAAUUCUACAAUGCUUCCAAGAACUGCCCAAAUAAUGUAACACAGCCGGACUGUGGCUUUCGAGGAAUGCCAAUUCAGAAAAACAAAGAUGAAUGUUGUCCAGAGUGGGAAUGCCCAUGUCUUUGCACUUUGCUGUCAGACCUGAGCAUCAUAACAUUUGAUGGGAAUAAUGCAGCUCUCUAUAAUGUUGCUUCUUAUGUCUUAGUCAGCAUUCCUGGAGAAACAAUUGUUGUUCAUAUUGAAAAAUGUUCCACGCAUGAGAGCCCAAACUCCAUCAGACGACAGGUCCUUUCAGGAGGCAUUGCAGGACUGUGUUUUAACAUAUUAAAUAUCACAACAGGACCUUACAAAAUCCUCAUUAAUCAUCAAGAAAGAAAAGUUAAAAUAAAUGCUCUUCCUGCAACCUUGCCAUUUACAAAGAAAGGACUUUUAAUAGAAGACACAGGAACAAUGUAUACUAUUAUUACCCCAGCUGGGGUUAUUAUUCACUGGACUCACAGAACAAGCAUUCUUGAUGUACAGUAUGGGCUCCCUUCUAUAAGAUCAAAUGAAACCAAAGGACUCUGUGGCUGCUGCAAUGGGAAUCCUGCUGAUGAUCUAAAAAUGUCCAGUGGAAUGAUUGUCACAAGUGUAGAAUACACUGAAGAGUUUGUUCAAAGCUGGGAGGUGGAAACAUCUGGAAACCUGAGUGAAUACAGAAGAAAAACUCCAGAAAACUGCACCAAUGGCCUUUGUGAUGAAUGCCUGGAGUUGCUUAAUAACAGCCUUUUUGCACCAUGUCACAGCAAGGUUCCUAUAAAAAAAUUCUGUGAAGAGCUAUGGAUCACAGAUGCACACUUUCGACUUCACACAUGUGAUACCCUGACUGCAUAUGUGGGCAUUUGCAAUAAGCACAAUAUCUGUAUUAACUGGAGAACACUAAGAAAUUGUCCACUAAAAUGUCCUGCAGGACAAGAAUAUCAGCCUUGUGUUUCAACCUGCACAACGAAGACCUGCUUAAACAAAGAUUACUAUGUGGCUUCAUCAUGUUCAUAUUUAAGGGAGGAGUGUGUAUGUGGAAAUGGCACAGUUUUACAUCGCACAUAUGCUAACAUCUGUGUUGAAGAGAAGCAAUGUGCCUGCACUGAUCAUGAAGGAAAUCCACAUUCUGUAGGAGAAAUUUGGAAUGGGUCUGAUAAGGGAUGCUGCAUGUAUCAGUGUUUGGAGAAUGGAACAGUUUCUCCUGUAGAACCCAACUGCAGUCAUGUAAUUGAACCUGCCUGUGACCGUUUAGGAGAAUUUGCCCUAAGUAUCCUUCUGGAUGAUGUCUGUUGUCCAAGAAAAAUAUGUGAGUGUAAUGUAUCUGCAUGCAACAAUGAAUUUCCAAUAUGUGAACCUGGUAAAAAGAUGGUGAUGGAGCACACCCCACAUUCCUGCUGCCCCACAUAUAAAUGUGUCUGUGACCUUGAGGCCUGUCCCACUGCUCCUCUUCCAGAGUGCAAAGAGGACCAGUUCACAGUGGAAGUCAGGAAGGAAGAGAGUUGCUGCUUUUCUUAUUUAUGUGUCUGUGAAUCCUGUAUCGAUCCAAUUCCACUGUGCAGUGAGGGAGAAAUUAUUUCAGUUGAUCCAAACACUACACAUCGUUGCUGUCCUCAGUACUACUGUGCUUGUGAUGAGAUCACAUGCCCCACACCUGAACUGAACUGUACAGCUGAGACAAAGCUUGUAAAGAAAAAUGUAGCAGGCCAAUGCUGCCCAAAAUGGCACUGUGAGUGCAACUGUGAGAACAUUGUUUCCUCAUGUGGAUUGGGAGAGAAAACCAUACAGGAUCCUGACUACAAAACUGUCUGCAACUGUACAAAGUACAUCUGUAAAAAGGAUGAUGUCUGCAUUUUCCAAGACUCUACAUUAAUAAAUCCUGGGGAGUCAUUAAUUCAGCACUUGGAGAAUGGCCAAUGUAACUUUAUUCAAUGUUUCGAAGCGUAUGAUCCUAACUCUGGCUUUCAUGUGGUGCAAGUAUCAAUUGUCAACUGUACUGAAAGAUGUGAACCUCAUCAGGUCUAUAUUCCUUCAUCCAGUCCUUUCUCUUGCUGUGGAAAAUGUAGAAAUUUAUCAUGCACUUUUGAAAAUGAUAAUGGAUCUGUUGUUUUGUAUAAGACAGGGGCGACAUGGACCUCCAACUGUACUAUUUAUGAAUGUACACAGACUAUGGUAGGGGCUGUGACACUGACUUCUAAUGUGGUGUGCCCACCAUUCAAUGAAAAUGAAUGUGUAGAGAAUGGUGGUACUGUGGAAAUUUAUGAUGGCUGCUGCAAGACUUGUUCUGGACUGGGCAUAUUACCCUUUACCAUUAGUCCAGUAUUCCCAACAGAUAGUUAUGAUUGUGAAAAAGGUAGUGGAUUUGGAAGGCUUUGCCAAAAAGUGACUGUAAGAUUAAUCAUAAGGAGAAAUGACUGCAAAAGUCUAAGUCAGGUUAAUAUUGCUUCUUGUGAUGGAAAAUGUCCAUCUGCCACUAUAUUUAACUUUAAUGUCAACAGCCAUUUACAGUUCUGCAAAUGCUGUCGAGAGAAUGGUUUACAGAAUGUAACAGUGCCACUCUACUGUGCAGGAAAUAAAACUUUUGUUGAAUACAACAUCCAAGAACCAACUGAUUGUUCCUGUCAGUGGAACUGAAAAAGAAAUACCACCAUGUAAGUCUUCUGGUGGUGUGUUUAGCUACUGUUUCCACCCUUGUAAUACUUCAGUGACUUAUAAUGAUCAAUGAUUUGAGACAAAUAAAUUGUUAUAACCAGCAAGUAUCACAUACAGAUACACUUACAAAAGAAGAUUAAACUUUCACACAAUUUUUGGGAAUAUUUUGUAAUAGUAUGCUGUGCUGAAAAUACUUGAAUAUACUUGUUCCAGUAACAGAUUAAUAAGGCUUUCAUUAAAAACAAUACUGGAAACAAAGUUCCUUACACAAAGUCAGGUGAAAUGAGUUUGUGCAUUUGCAUAUUUAAUUCACUAGCAUGAUUACACCUUAUUUUGUUUGUGAGCCAAUAUAACUAGCUGUUUUAAAUAAGUUAAAUAACAAAACAAUUCCACUUCAGAUGCAUUUCCUUGUUACAUUUUAUAUUCUGUGAGGUGUGUGAAGAUUUUAGUAUAAUUUGAUCAUUAGAAACACAAAUUCUGCCUCACCUGUAGGCUGUUCUUCAAACACAGAGUGUAAAAUGGCUCCUUAAUAAAAUAUUAUUUCCAUAAUUUUCAUAUUUCCAUAGAAACCAUAUUGUGCACUUAACAGAGGAGAUUGACUAAUCCUGCUGCCAGUAAUAGCGACACCAGCCAGUUUGUUAAUGGAGUAAAAUCUACCACUGUACAUAGAUCUGUGUUUAAUAACAGACCAAAAAGAAUGCAUUUGUAAAGUAAUUUGCUUAUUACAAUAAAAUGUAUAUUUUCAAACUGAAA